This is a messenger RNA of Hyaloscypha bicolor E, 915 nucleotides long. RefSeq names its product putative opsin-1. Gene Ontology annotation, cellular component: endoplasmic reticulum; plasma membrane. The record is from RefSeq and is a predicted model, not a curated record. The transcript has 3 exons. Gene Ontology annotation, biological process: monoatomic ion transport. Bases 1 to 915 code for a protein of 304 amino acids. NCBI's taxonomy places the organism in Eukaryota, Fungi, Ascomycota, Leotiomycetes, Helotiales, Hyaloscyphaceae. Gene Ontology annotation, molecular function: monoatomic ion channel activity.
AUGCUUGAUCCAGUUGGCUUCGAGGCAGCGUUCUUCAAGACUUCGUCUUUGCUCGUCCCCACCCCAUCCCCGACUCCGUCAGUCUCUCCUAUCCCAACAGUCAUCCCCAACCUCCCUCGCUAUGAGCGAAUUGGCGACACUGGAGGCAAGACACUCUGGGUCGUCUUCGCCAUCAUGCUUCUGUCAACUCUUGCCUUUAUCGCCAUGUCAUGGAGAGUUCCAGUCCAAAAACGCCUCUUCCACGUCAUCACGACUUUGAUCACCACCUUUGCCACCCUCUCCUACUUUGCCAUGGCGACUGGCGACGGAAACUCAUACACACACAUCGUGGUCAAGGAGGCACACAAGUAUGUUCCCGGCACUGUCGAGCAUGUCUUCCGUCAAGUAUUCUGGGCCCGGUACGUCGACUGGAGCAUAACUACACCACUUCUCCUCCUGGACUUGGCUUUCUUGGCUGGUAUGGACGGUGCUAGCAUCCUCGUUGCCAUCGUCGCAGAUCUCAUCAUGGUCUUGACUGGUCUCUUUGCUGCAUAUGGCAAGAACGAUGGUCAGAAAUGGGGGUGGUAUGCCAUGGCUUGCAUUGCCUACCUCGUCAUCGUCUACCAGUUUGUCAUCUCUGGUCGUCGUGCAGCCAUGAGCAAGGACAGCUCCACCUCCAAGCUCUUUGCUUCCAUUGGCGGCUUCACCCUCGUUCUCUGGACUCUGUACCCCAUUGUGUGGGGUAUUGGUGAUGGUGCUCGCAAGUGGAGCGUUGACGCUGAGAUCGUUGCUUACGCCAUCUUGGAUGUCCUUGCCAAGCCCGUCUUUGGUUUCUGGCUCUUGUUCGCACAUGCCAAAAAGGCCACUGCCAUUGAAGGAUUCUGGAGCCACGGUUUGAGCUCUGAAGGUUCCUUGAGAGUUGGAGAUGACGAGUAA